AUGGCAGCUGGUGGAUUUGCUUUUCAAAACUACAACGAAUCAUCAUCCUAUCAAAGAAGAAUUCUACUGAAGGCAACUGAUGCCCUUUAUGACAGCUUGAACUACGUAAAAGAAUCUGAAAAUGGCACUAUUGUUAUAGCGGAUUAUGGCUCAUCUGAAGUUUACAAUUCUAUGGUGUUUUUAAGUAGCAUUUUACAUAAAUUCAGAGAAACAUCCCAACAGCCAGUAUAUGUCGUCCACAAUGAUUUGCCUGACAACAACUGAAUGAAAGCCUUUAGAACUAUUGUGGACUCUAACGAAUCGUAUAGAAAAGUCCCAAAUACGUUCUUUUCAGCAAUUGGAUUGUCUUUUUACGAACAAAUUCUUCCAGAAGAGACAGUUCAUGUUGGGUUUUCGUCAUCAGCAAUCCACUGGCUAUCAGAGCCAUUAAGCGCUCCAGAUCAUAUUAUUCCUUCAGCUUCUGAGGACUCUGAAUUCCUUGCCUUAGCUUCUGAGCAAGCCCACAAAGACUUGGUCUCCAUCUUAAAGCUAAGAUAUAAAGAGCUCGUCCCUUCAGGUCGGCUACUACUACAAUUUGCUGAUAGAACCCGCGAAAGCAUAAUUAGCAACAUUUGGCAAGAAGCCAGUGAAAACCUUUUUUCUAAAGGAAUUAUCAAUGAAGAAGAAAAAAGGGAUUUAACAAUUCCUAUGUACAGACGAAGCCCCGAAGAAAUAUAG
Messenger RNA from Blepharisma stoltei, 717 nucleotides. NCBI's taxonomy places the organism in Eukaryota, Ciliophora, Heterotrichea, Heterotrichida, Blepharismidae. The record is from the annotation of a GenBank genome assembly.